Molecule: messenger RNA, 2354 nt
Organism: Bubalus bubalis (water buffalo)
Lineage: Eukaryota; Metazoa; Chordata; Mammalia; Artiodactyla; Bovidae
Gene: MEIOSIN
Product: meiosis initiator
Exons: 13
Coding region: 600-2354 (584 amino acids)
Molecular function (GO): protein dimerization activity
Source: RefSeq, a predicted model, not a curated record
GUUUGCUUUUGGGAGCUCGGGUUUCUUUGUUUAGGGUUUGGGUUCUCAGUAUUAAUGUUUCUGGUCUGUGUUCUUAAUAUUAGUAUUGGGCUUAUAUUUGGAGAUCAGAAGUUGACAGUUUAGGGGUCUAGAAUACCUUAGUAUUAGAGUUUAAGGCUUUUAGGUUUGGGAAAGUCUCCUUUUUAGGCUGUAGGUCCUCAUUUUGGAUGUUUAAAAUCAUACGGUUGCUGUCUUAAUAUCAUAGUUUAAAUAUCUUAAGUCACAGUUUUCAGGUCUGCUCUCCACUGCAGAGUCUGACAUCUCAUUAUUAAGACUAAAGCUCUGAAUCAAAGUUUGGAAAUCUGCUGCUUUUAGUUUUAGGUCUGGAUCAUUAUUUACAAGCCCAAAUUUGCAAUUUGAGAUUCAUGGACCUCAGUUUAGACUUUGGACAUUUUCAUUUGUUCUAUUGGCCUAUGUUUAUGGGGACUCAGGACUUUUUUGGGGAUCUCUUGAGUGCUCAAAGGAGCACCAUGGGGGGAAAUAAGGCUGCCUAUCAUACUGUGCAUUCUUCUUGGAAUCCCAGAGGUCACUAAUAAUUCUUUAUUUUCCCCUCUUUGCAGAUGUGGGAUUCCAGCAAACGUGUGUGUUCUCCUGAACAGCCCAGAACCAGUUCCCUGAGUCCCAGUGACAGGAAGCAGAGGAAAAACCACACCAGCAAACUGCAAGAGCUGGCAUUGAUGCUGCCAGUGACCCUGAAGACUGGUACCAAGAAGCUCACCAAGAAGGAGGUUCUCUUGCACAUCCUGCAGUACAUUCACUACCUACAGAGCAGCAUCAAUGUGACCAAGGCCUUGCUCCAACUCCACGCCAACCAUGGGCAUGGCGAACUCGGGGGGCUGGAUUGGAACCCUGCUGCAGGCCCCCCAAAACAGAGACUCUCUACCCCAUCCAGCUCCCCACACUCUCAGAAGUCCCGUCUUUGGGGAGCAUGCCGGAAACCUCGGAAGAAAAAGCCUACCAGACCGUCAGAACACCAGACCCGGGCCCAGAACCCUCGUCGCUGUCUGGCCCUGGAGAAGCCUGAGAAGCUGGAGACCCCAUCUCCAGACCAGAAAGGAGGAAAUGUGGUGGGGACCACCACCCUUCCAAGAUGCUGGGACUCUUGCAGUCUCCCCAGGGCUGAGGCAUCCUCAUCUCAAGGUGACAAGAAGGGAGGAAGAUGCCAGUUGACAUUGCUGGAUGUGGCUGAGAACAGCAUCCACUGUGACAUCUCAAGCUGCUGUGUCAAAGAUGAUACUCAGGAUUUGGGGUCUUAUCCUGCUUUUGAGGCCCAGCAAGGGGUCGAGAUGAUCCAUUUUCUCAACAAGACCCAGCCUGGUCCCAGGCAGAAGCUGGUGUUCUAUGAUUCUGGCGAGGAGGUGGGCAAGGAGUCCCCAAAUGCUGACCCUUGGAUUCCCGCCUGGACUGCAGAGGGCAGCCCCCAAGAGAGCCCACUGGCCUUGGGGCCUCCCCAGAUUACCAACGGGAUAGAGACAGACCCCCUGCAGGAGAUCCUAGGGCUCAGCCCCUCCCUCUUCAGCUCCCCAGGGAAACUGCUGUCUGAACAGAUCUUGGAGGACGGCAAUGAAUACCUGACCCAAGCUCUCUUUGAGGAAAUACUGUUAGAUUCUGCACCUUCACCUUCUGCCUGCAUCCUCGAGGAACCACAGAAGGACACGCCCCCCAAGAUCCCCAAAGACCCCCCUGACUCCCACGACCUGGGCCAGUCCUUGGUCUCGCUGGACCACUGCUACCUCUCGCUGAGUGAAAACAGCAAGGUGCCGUCCAGCCCCAGCUCGGAGGACAAGGACACAGACUUGGUGUGGAGGCAGCAGGAGGACACUCAGGCUGACCUCGAGGGCCUGCAGUCCUCCAGCGACGAUGGGGACUACACGUGGACCCCUACCCGGCGGGUCUUGCCCCUGCCCAUGGCCGGGAGGAAGGCCAGGAAGGGCCGGGCCAGCCGGCAUCCCCCCAAGUCCAAGGAGAGCAAGAAAGCCCCUGGCACCCCCCAGAUGAAGAAGAAGUGUGUCAACGGCUUCAUCAUGUUCUGCAGGAUGAACCGGAAGCAGUACAUCCGAGCCUGCCCUGGGACCGCAUCCACGGCCGCCACCAAGGAGCUGGCCCAACUCUGGCGGGUGAUGACCCUGCAGGAGCGAAAACCAUACUGCACCAAGGCGCGCAGGUUCAGCCGCCAGCACAACCGGAUCGUGAAGCAGGACAGCUCCAGCAGCGAGGACGAGGACUGGGAGACCCCCAAACCCUUCUACCAGCUGCUGGCCGAGAAGGCCCGAGGCUUCCCAGACCCAGUCUCUCCGGAGUCUCAGCAAGGGUGA